AUGCCAAAGAGUGUUAUUCUAGAUCAUGAUGGAGGCCAUGACGAUAUUGUGGCCCUCACGCUGCUGCUCGCUCACCCAGAGAAGGCGAAUGUGAUUGGUUGUAUCGUUACAGAUGCUGAUUGCUUCGCAACUGACGCAUUUAACGUUACCGGCAAAAUUAUGUCUUUGUUCCAUAAGCAUAAAAAUGUACCUCUUUUCCCUAUUGGGAAAUCCUCUUUUAAGGGAGUGAAUCCUUUUCCGAAGGAGUGGCGAUGCCAUGCGAAGAAUAUGGAUGAUUUACCUUGUUUGAACAUACCAGAAUAUAGUCAAUUUUGGGAUAAAGUUAAGGUACAAAACGAGAAUCUUGUUGGUGAACAGUUAUUAGCCGAUCUGGUAAUGAAUUCCCCUGAUAAAGUAACGAUUUGUGCAACGGGUCCACUCUCUAAUGUGGCUUGGUGUAUUGAAAAGUAUGGAGAGCGAUUCACAGAUAAGGUGGAGGAAUGUGUGAUCAUGGGUGGUGCUGUGGAUGUUGGCGGUAAUGUCUUUCAGCCGGGCACAGACGGUACGGCGGAGUGGAAUAUUUACUGGGACCCCGCUGCGGCUAAAGUGGUCCUGCGCUGCCCAAAGAUGCGCAAUAUUCUUUUCUCUCUCGACUCCACAAAUGAUGUGCCGGUGCAUUCCGGUAUUGUGCAGCGCUUUGGGGCACAGAACUCAUUUAUUCUCUCGCAGUUCGUUGGCUCCGCUUGGGCCAUGUGCACACACUACGAGUUGUUGCGCCCAGGCGAUGGCUACUUUGCGUGGGAUGUUCUCACCGCAGCAUUCACACUGGACAACAGUUUGGCACAACUCGAGGAGAUUGCCUUGGAUGUGGAAACCGAAAAGAAUGGAAAUGAAGGACGUACAUUUCGUUUGACAGAUGGGAAAGAAGGUCCACGUACAUUUGUUGCAAAGAACGUGAAGGCAGAACUUUUCUACGAAAUGGUUUUAUCGAGUGCCCGUUUGUUUUAA
Molecule: messenger RNA, 987 nt
Organism: Trypanosoma theileri
Lineage: Eukaryota; Euglenozoa; Kinetoplastea; Trypanosomatida; Trypanosomatidae
Product: putative inosine-adenosine-guanosine-nucleoside hydrolase
Exons: 1
Coding region: 1-987 (328 amino acids)
Biological process (GO): purine nucleoside catabolic process
Cellular component (GO): cytosol
Molecular function (GO): purine nucleosidase activity
Source: RefSeq, a predicted model, not a curated record